CUCGGGAUGGACUGAGCCGCGUUGGCGGCUCGCGCCCUGUCAGUCCUGCCUUCGCCGGGAUCCGCGGCGCCCGGCCGGGCUUCGUGUCCUGAGCACCACCUAGUCCGCUUCCCGCGGGCUGCCCCUGCCGCGCCAGGGAGAUGUCCGGCGGCCGCAGGAAGGGCAGCGCCCCUUGGCACAGCUUCUCCCGGUUCUUCGCUCCCCGAAGCCCUUCCCGGGACAAGGAAGAGGAAGAGGAGGAGAGGCCGGGGACGAGCCAGCCUCCCGCCCCCGGCCGGGGCGAUGCCAGUGUUGAAAAUGAACCCAUGAGCACAAGUCAGAAAAAGGAAAAUGUACUUUCAUCAGAAACAAUAAAGAUCCCCCAAAGCGAGAACAAAAGGAACCACAGUGAGAAGCCAAUAACUUUUCCAACACAAGAAGAUCUCAAAAAGCCAAAUGAUUUUUCCAGUGCUUCUUCAGAAACCAAAACUGGAGAAAGUGAUAGACAGCCAAAAGAAAGCUUUUUUCACUUUCUCGGUAACCUAUUCAAUAUCUCUGGAAAAUCAUCUUUAGUGGAACCUAAACAUUGUUCUUUCAAAGAUGACCAUGAUAAAACUGAGAAGGAUUUACAGCAUCCCAGUGCCCAUCACAAGGAAUCCACCAAAAGGGGGAGGGAGGUGCCCCCUGGCUCCCUGGGAACACAGACACUUGCAGCAGAAGACCAAGAGUCCAGCUCAACCGAACUCUCAGAUGCACUUCCUCUGGACACAACACAGGACAGUGAGCAGGAAGCCAGUGAUGAGCUAAAACAAAUUGAUGGCAAAGCAGAGAGGCCCUCAGUAACAUAUGCAACAUAUCGAGGCCCCAGACAAAUUAAGAAAUAUUUAAGGCAGCAGACCGUGUUGGCACUUGUGAACUCUGACUCCAGUUCACACACACACACUGGCCCUGUAAGUGAGACUGAGGCUGGGGAGUUGCCAUCAUCGUCAUCUACCAGCACAGACUCGUCUACAAAAGGAUAUUUGUCUGGAGGCCCACUAGAAGAUGCAGCUAGUAGCAAAAUAAGUCUCAACACAGAAAGCCCCCACACAGACAACCCAGAACUGCAGAAUACUGAGUCUUCCCAGGGUCGUUUAAAUCUGCACGAUCCCGGGGGCCCUGAGGGGAGUAGAUCAUCCCCUUCCUCCGCGACUGACUCCAGCUGUGCCAUUGAAGAAUCUUUCUCACAGCAGACGUUAAGUUGUGGACCAGUUUCUCAGUCUGACAUAAAUUUGGUAUAUUCCACACUGUUUACGGGAAGUAACAGUAGCAAAGUCCCUGGUAGUCCAGACUUGGACAGGCAAAUUACAACUGAAAAUGUGAUAAAAGAAAGCAGCCCUGUGAUGAAUAGCAGGGCAUUGGUGCAGACUGAAGAGCACGGUAAGCCCCAGAGCUUGACUGUUUCUGACUUCUAUUCUAGUAAAUCUGAUGGGAUUGACACUACUGAACAAGAAAACACAAAUUUGCCAAGUCCAAAUAAAUCAAUUAGGCAAGAAGAUCUGCACUUGCCAGAGAGUGAGUGUUCUGACAAGCAAACUGUAGAUAACUCAUCAAGGCAGUCUGCCAAUCACACCAGUGCCAUUUCUCUUCAGAGACAUGCUGUGACAGACACAGAACUUGUAAAUGAAAGAAAGAGGUUGUCUGCCCUAGACUUAAAGAAAAAUUUAGCUGUUACAGAAAUCAGGCAAGAAACAAAAAGUGCCUCUGCUAGUAAACCUGUAACUUCAAGUCACGUAAAAGAAGGUAGAAUUGAGUUAUCAGCCAAAGAUACUGACCAAUUGUUUAAAACAGAAGCCAAAAAUCUUGAUUUGAGGCCAUGUGACAAAAAUUCACACAUUAUUAAGAAGAAUCAAAAGGACCCAGCCUCUGUAAAAUACAUCAGUGAAUCGACAGCGGCAGCAUGCUUAGAAAGUAAAAUAGCACCUGCGUUGAAUUUUGAACUAAGUAGAAUUCACAUUUCAGAAUCUCCUCUUGACUCUGAGAGUUUUCAACAAGCCAAAAUAUCACCUGAUGUGAAAACACCUCUUACCCUGGAUUGUAAGAAAUCAAAUUUCCAUACUUCACUUCCUACCUUUGUUUCUGGAGUUGGGAUGUUGAGCAAGUUAGAUAUUCCUGUUUUAAAGAAUGAGGGUUCUUCUGUGUUCAGUGAAACUGGGGAUGUCAACACUGUAGGCAUUUCCUGUCAGCCUACUGAGUGUCAAGAAGAAAAUGUGACAAAUCCAGGGAAGAGCCCUCCUCCUCUGCUUCACCGGGAGCGUGCAUCUGCAAUUCUUGAUUCUGAAGAAGUUCUUGAUAGUGAAAAAUGCCAGGUUCCUCUAGGCCUUCAAGCCAGUGGCACUUACUUAAUUGGGACGGACCCACUGAACUUCGAGUCUGGAAGCCUCUCUAAGGAUCAUAGUUCUACAUCAUCUCAAGAUGCUAAGAAGACAGAGUUAUUGCCUUCAAACAUUAACGCAAGUAAGAACACAAUAGAGAAGUUGGAUUCUUUGUCCUUGGAAACCCAAACUGAUAACAUUGUUGAAAUUUUAUCAAAAACUGAAGUUGAUGGUCAGAAGGGUGUUCCUAUUGAAUCUCAGUCUGGAAAAGGAAAAAUGAUACCCUUGUCUAAGACAUCUGUUUCCCAAAAAGAGCCCAAAGAUAUUUCUCAGGAUAAAUUUUUUUCUUCUCCAUUUGAAAUUGCAGAUGAUCCACAAAAACCUAUUUUAUCAGAAUUAGCUUCCCUAGAGGUUGAAAAGUGCAAAAGUUUCCAACCAAUGUAUGAUAAGGGGAUUAAAGAGAAAUCUUCAAGUUCUAGCUUUAAAGAGAAUUGCCAAGCUGAAGUUCCCCCUCUUGCCUCCAAAUAUCAAGGUAUGCAGGAAACAGAGGUAGGCACCUUAACCUGUCCUCCUGCUGUCCUUGAAAAUAGUAUAUCUGGGAUUUUAUCACCUGUUCAUGAUGCGAAAAUCAUUAAGCAUAUAGCACAGAAUUGUGCUAACACUUGUACAAUUCAUCAAUCUUCGGAUAUUUGUGGGACUAAAACAAUUUCUGGAUGCUCAGAAAUGGCAGAACUCAGCUUAACUAAUAUUUUCCCCAAAUUCCAGGAAACUGACAGCAUAAAAGUAAAUUUCCCUUUUCUAAGUUCUGGUAUCAGUUUGGAAAAUAAUGCUUUUGCACCUGAGGAUUCAGGCUUUCUUAAUGUACCUUCUGCAUUGAGAUCAGAAAAGAAAGACUCAUCUCACGGAGAGAGCGAGAAUACUCAUUUUCUGAGUAGUGGUGUUGACAGUGUGUCUUCUUCCUCCAGUCACUCUGAAGAAGUUAAUAUGGUUAUAAAUUCACAUAAACCCCCAAAUAAUUUUGAUUCUGUACAAGUCACCAAAGAUCUCACACGUGAAGGUACCUCUUUAACUAACCUCCUGUAUCCUAACAGCUCUUAUUUAGAAUUUGAAACACCUGUCUCGGUAGGGGCAGAUGUAGCCCCAUUUCAGGAACGUUUUGGGAUUUGUACUGGGAAGGUGUCUCUUGAUUUCCCCACCAUGGCCCAGUUUGACAAUCCCAUAGAAGCAAAGACAGGAGCAGUUGCUGGGGCUCCAGUGUCAGUUAACAGCUCAAGCCAGCAGUGUUCUGAAGCAUCUGCUGAAUGCAUAGAAGCUAGGAGAGGAGCACAUGACCAGCUUUUGUACCUCCAAAGUGGUUUACUCAAAAAGGCUAAUACAUUGAUUGAUGAGAUUUUCACUUCUGUCAGAGAAGAACUAAAAUCCAAGUACACAGUUGAUACCUGCCAGGAGCAAAUAGCCACAGACGGUAUAAUGAAUCCAGACACCCUGAAAGAAGGCGUCCCUGAGAAAAAGCCAUCAGAAGUGAUGCUCAGAGGGGUCCAACUGACAGAGAGUUUGGAAGGGCAGGCCAUGGAGAACGUGUCAGGAGUCAAGGAGGAGAAGGCCUGUGUUUCAUCUACAGCUGGUGAGAAAACGCUCCUUUUUGAUUCUGAUCGAAUGAAUGUAUCUUGUUUGUUAGAAGAUCAAGCAAGGGAAUUAGUCAAUGAGAUUAUUUAUGCAGCCCAAGAAAAUUUGAUAAGUGAUGAUUUUGAAGAUAUGGAGGAUACCUGGGAUUCUGAACUUCAAGCUCAUACUUCAAAAAUUCUGAAUAGUGAUAGUGUUAAGCCACAUGGUAUAGUUAGGAAAUUAUUGGUAUCAGAACAGGCAGUAAAUCAAAGCACACAUGAAAUUAGUGAAAAUAAAAUAUUAACUAGACUCUUCUCUGUAAGUAACUUAGUUAGUGGCCCAGAGUCAAUUAAAGGAAGAGAAAUUGUUCUCUACCAAAAAUUCCCAAUUUCAGGGAAUGAAGCUGGACAGUCUGAUAGUAUAAAUUUGCAGAAAUCAGAGACUGUUUUACUAGCUAAAGACAUGCCACAUAAGGGGAUAGAUGAUAGGGUAAAAACACAUUUGUUUUGCCGUGAGGAUUCUAAAGAAACAAUGGGAGUAGAGUAUGUGGAUAAUCACAAAACUCGGACAGAGGAUGCGAGAACUCUUCUAUUAAAUUUCAAAUGGCCUCCUUUGGUGAAUGAUGACAUCCAUGUACCCAGUACAUCCAAAAGCAGUUUUUCUGACAGUCUUGUGUGUAUAUCUGAUAAAAGCUCGCCAGGACAUAGUAAAAACACACCUCUUGCAGUAUCAGAAAUAGGGAAAGUACACAAAAAGGAUAAUGAAGCAAAUAUAGGAAAAAUUAAACUUAUACCUCCCAUGUUAGAAAUGGGAAAAACAAGUAAGAAGGAUGGUGAAUUGAAUCCUAUGAAAUAUAAGACCACCCCUCUGAUGUUAGAGAUGGGGAAAGCACACAAAACAAAUGUGGAAUUAAAUAUCACAAAAACUGAGCCAAGAGCUGAUGUUUUUAAGAUGGGAAAACCACAUCAAAUGGAUGCUGAGAGGUGCAUUGAAAAAACUGAGGAAUUACUUGGUAGUUUAGAGAAGGAAAAGGCUUAUAACAUGAAGGCUAUUGAAGGGGAUAUUGGCAAAACGGAGUUGAUGCCUGUUACGUCAGAAGUGAAAAAUACCUACCAAAAGGAUGCUGAAGGGGAUAUUGCAAAGAAGGAGGUGACAUCCCUUACAGUUGAAAUGGAAAGUACUUACCAAAAGCACGCUGAAGGGGAUGUUGGCAAGACUGGGGUGACAGUCAUGUCAGAAGCAGAACAUUUCUACCAAAAAGAUGGUGAGGGAAUUACUGAAAACAUUGACAUGCUGCCUCUUCCAUUAGAGAUGGAAGAUACUUAUCAACAUGAUGCUGAAGGGGAUGGUGCAAAGACAGAAGUGACACCUGUGAACUUAGAAAUGGAAACUACUUACCCAAAUUAUACUAAAAGAGAUAGUGACAAAACUGAGAUGCUGCCUGUUAGGUUAGAAGUGGUAAGCAUUUACCCCCCAAAUGCUAAAGGGAUUACAGGAAAGACUGGGAGACCUAUGUUGGAAAUGCAAACUGCCCACCAGAAGGAUGCUGGGGUGGUCAUUAGGAAUACUGAAGUGGGACCAUUUGUGGUAGAAGUGAAAGAAUCACACAAGAAGGCAACACCCUCCUCCAUAGAAAUGGGAAAACCAUGCAAGAAGAAUGCAAAAAUGACUAUUGGAACGGUUCCGUCCAUGUCCUCCUCUAUGAUAGAAAUGGAAAGAACAUCCCCAGAAGAUUCUGGUGGGAAUACUGAGAAGCACAGUGUGUUACCCACAGGGGUAGAUGUUGAGAAAACACAAAGAACAAGAUUGGAAUUGGCCAUUACACAAGCAGAGGCCCUACCACCCACACUGGGAACUGAAAAGGCAGCCCCAGGGGAUGCUGAAGAUAGCGUUGGAGAAAAGAAGGAAGAACCCACUGACGUAAAGGAAGGCAUGAUAGCUCAUGACAGUAGACUCGCUUCCCAUUUCAGGGGGUACGAGCCACCCACAUUGAGUAAGGACUAUGAGGGCUAUCCAGCCCUGGCAGUGCCCAGUUUCCAACCUGAGGGUACUGUCAUAAGACUAGACAAGAAAAUGCCUGUUCCUGCAGUACAUGACAAGAGAGAUCUAGAUGACGGUGAUGAAAAAGAACAUGAUCUCGCUUUCGUUUGUCAGGAUGAACAAGAGCAUCCUUCCUUUACUAUAUUAUACGAAGAGCCCCUUCAAGAGGAGGACAGGUAUGCUUCUGCAGAAGUGAGACGGGCACCGUCUGCCUCGGAUCCCAAUGCGUCCCCUGACAGCAUGCCUGUUCUGGCAUGCGAGAGGUCAGAGAGUAGAACCGACCUUGUCCAUCACUUUGAAAAAGAUGCUAAAUUAGGCGAGAUGUUUGACAGUGAUAGUUCAGAAAUGUUCUUAUCCGUGGAGGCCAAAAGGUACAAAAUUUACCCUUUAGCUUUGUCUCCCAUUUAUGAGGAUGACAGCUCACAGGAGGACAUUCUGUCCAGCGAGGUCUCACCUGGUCACCAUGGCUCCACGAAAUCCAGAGAGAGUGAAAACCAGUCAUCUUCUGUUUUAUCACUUCUCCAGUCUGUGUCAGAGCGUUUAAAGAUGAAUUUUGAUGAGGACGACAGACAGGCAGCUGAGGAGGAGGACGAGGUUGAGACAGCAUUGCAUAAAGGCGGCCUGAGAGCUCGAAGGAGGGAACAUGUCGCCUUCCAGUUGCCGGAUCCUGCCAGCCCAUUUUACCUUGAGGAAGACCAAGAAAGCACUGGGGUUUCUAAGAAUUUAUAUGUUACGUCAAAUGAACCUACUACCUCCAGUCUACAGGUUGGUCUGUGGCCAGAAAAGACCUUAUUUCUGCAAAAAUCUGACCUUUCUUCUAAACUACAUUCUUCUUUAAAAAGUGCUUAUCACCAGUAUUUGCAGAUGGCCAAAACUCAUUCCUCAGAAAAAGGAGCCAGAUUUGGUGGGAUUUUUCAGGAACCAGUGUCAAAGUAUUUCCGUGUUCAAGACAACUCAGGAGGAUUGAGCCCAUUUAUAGAGCAUGUUGACAAACAAACUCUCAGAUGUAACCCAAGACCUGGGAAGAUGGUUAUCUAUGAUCUACAUCGAAGUAAAUAUAAACAAGAGAUUUACUGUAAUAUUCCUGAUGCUACAUCAUGGUCCUUUCCGAAUGGGGUUCUAAUAAAAGUUGUAAGGGGCUGCUGGAUUUUAUAUGAGAAACCUCAUUUCCAAGGUCAGAAAUGUGUGUUAGAAGAAGGGGAAAAGGUGCUAAAUCGUGACUGGGUUCUUCAGAACAGAAGGCAUCCACAAAGAAACUUUGUAUUAGGUUCUAUCAAACGUGUGUUAAAGGAUUGUGGCAUUCCAGAGAUAGAGCUUUGCCUGCAGUCUGACCCAGCAUGUUGUCCUGUCUACAUACAGCGGGCGGUCCCUAAUUUGGAAGAACUGAAUGUCCCCAAAUCUGUGUCCUUCACUGUGAAGUCAGGAGUUUGGCUUGCCUACCCGGAUAUUAAUUUUAAGGGGCAAGCUACAGUUUUGGAGGAAGACCAUGGGCUCUUUGAGAUUUCUGCAGCAGAAAUGAAAUCAUUGCAUCCACUUCAAAUGGGUGGACUGAAAGUGGAAAUGCCUAUGAACUUAAAGGUUAUUAUUUAUGAAAAACCUCACUUCUAUGGACAGGCCAAAGAGUUCAGUGAACAUAUAGAUUCUGUCCCUAAUUUUUUAAAACAUACCGAAGACUUCCAUGGAAUCGGCUCAAUCCGUGUCAUCGGUGGAGUGUGGGUUGCCUAUGAAAAAGAACAUUUUAAAGGUCAGCAAUUCCUGCUUGAAGAAGGAGACUUUGAAGAUAGUAACGCUUGUGGGGCAUUAAGUGGCCCCAUCUUGUCUUUCCGGUACUUACAAGCUAAUUUUAUAGAAUCUUCUAUCACAUUGUUUGAGUCUGACCUAGAAAGUGGGAAGUUUAUUGACAUUACAAAUCAGGAAAUUUCUGACUUGGAAGAAAUUGGCUUUGGCAGUGAAACAAGAUCCAUUCAUGUUAAAAGUGGAGUAUGGGUAGCCUACCAGCAGAAGUUCUUCUGUGGAGAACAAUACAUUUUAGAGAAAGGGACAUACAAAUGCUUUUUUGACUGGGGAGGAUCAAAUAAUAUAAUCAUGUCCAUACGACCUGUCCAACUGGAACCACUUGGGAUAAAUGAACCUCCACAUUUGCUCAAAGCAUUCAGUAAAUCAGGUUUCCAAGGCGAAUGUAUAGAUUUUACAAAAGAAAUAUGUAAUUUGACUUCAUUCAUGCCAUCUUCUUUUAAAGUUCUUCGGGGAUGCUGGCUCCUGUUUUACCAAGAGAACAUUUCUGACAACCAGUGUGUAUUAGAAGAAGGCCUCUAUUCUGACCUUACUUCCUGUGGCUGCCCAGCGUCUAGAGUCAAAUCUCUCAAGCCCAUUGAUUAUGUGUUUGAAGAACCCUCCAUCAGCCUUUUUGCUCAGGAACAUUGUGAGGGAAGAGAGUUACAUCUAGAAGAGGCUGUGAACUCUGUUUUGAACAAGGAUCUGCACUUCUACACACAGUCUGUGUGGGUUAAAAGUGGACUAUGGAUAGCUUAUGAAGGAUCCAAUUUCUUGGGAAGACAGAUCCUACUCGAGCCCAAUGAGAUUCCAAAUUGGACAGCAUUCAGUGGCUGGAAAACGAUCGGUUCCCUCCGUCCUAUGAAGCAGCCCGCAGUGUACAUCAGAAUAAAGAACCGGGCCCAGGACGAGUAUCUGACCGUCACUGGAAAUCUGGCAGACACAAGGGCAACAUCGGUAUGCGUCUCUCCCUACAAUGGAAAGAACACUCAGGUCUGGCACUACUGUCGAGGACUUUUUAAAUCCAAGGCCAGUUAUACAUGUCUUGAUGUGAUUGGUGGCCGGGACACACCUGGAGCUAAAGUAGCCCUAUGGACUGAACAUGGGCAACUAAGGCAGAAAUGGAGAUUGAAUAGAAAUGGAACGAUCAGCUCUUAUCUCAGUGAUCAACUUGUUCUUGAUGUUCAAGGAGGAAAUUAUUGUGACAAGACUCACGUAAUUGUAAACCAGCCCCUGGAGGGAGAAGAAACACAGAAAUGGGACAUUGAAAUAUUGUGAGAGAUUCACUAUGCCCCUAGCAAGGGCGGAGGAAGACAGAAACCC
Molecule: messenger RNA, 9074 nt
Organism: Nycticebus coucang (slow loris)
Lineage: Eukaryota; Metazoa; Chordata; Mammalia; Primates; Lorisidae
Gene: CRYBG3
Product: crystallin beta-gamma domain containing 3
Exons: 22
Coding region: 141-9029 (2962 amino acids)
Biological process (GO): visual perception; lens development in camera-type eye
Molecular function (GO): structural constituent of eye lens
Source: RefSeq, a predicted model, not a curated record